Molecule: messenger RNA, 501 nt
Organism: Hydra vulgaris (swiftwater hydra)
Lineage: Eukaryota; Metazoa; Cnidaria; Hydrozoa; Anthoathecata; Hydridae
Product: zinc finger MYM-type protein 5-like
Source: RefSeq, a predicted model, not a curated record
AUGAUGAGUGGAACACUUUCUUACACAACAGUUCCCGUUUCCCAUGCAGAUAAUGGCCAAUUGAAUAAUUCUCUCGAGGAACAUGUACAGCAAGCAAGUGAAGAAAAAACGGAUAAUGUUAUUCCACAGGAUCCAUCACUUUGGCCUCUACUAAUUAAUCAUAAUACACGUGCAAUCAUUGUAGAACGUGGACCUCAGCAAAUUAAAGAUAUCAGUUUCCCAAAUGAUAAGAACAAUCGAAAGUUUUCAGUAUUUCACUACUUAAGAAAACUUCCUAAUGGAAAAGAAUUAUGUCGCAGCUGGCUCUUGUAUUCAGUAUUAAAAGACUCAGUGUUUUGUUUCUGUUGCAAACUGUUCAGUAUGAAAGCAAUUGGCAUAUCAUCACUAACUCAUACAGGUUCAAGUGACUGGAAAAACAUGGCGGCAAUUCUUUCUUCUCACGAGAAAAGUCCUGAACAUUUGCAGAACUAUCAAAAGUGGAAAGAACUACAUCAGCGAUAG